Molecule: messenger RNA, 1936 nt
Organism: Nicotiana tabacum (common tobacco)
Lineage: Eukaryota; Viridiplantae; Streptophyta; Magnoliopsida; Solanales; Solanaceae
Source: RefSeq, a predicted model, not a curated record
GUUGGCUACUUUGCUGUUCUUUUUCUCUUCCUUUUUUUUUUUCCCUUUCUAACCAUGAUACAGCUUUUGGUAUUCAGGGAAGGGCUAGAUUUUCCUUUAUGGGGGGAAAAGGAGGUUCACUCUGGAAGCAACUUACGUUUAGAUUGUCAAAUCGCAGUGACAUAACGUGUAAAGGAGGUGAUCUAUCAGUUGAAGAUGCUAAUGGCCAUGUUAAAACUACAUUUUUGGAAGAUGGAUUUUUUGAUUAUAUGAAUAAGGAGCUCCUAUCAUUUUGUUUCGAUGAGAAGGAUUAUGAAGGAUUACCAUUUGAUUUUUAUGGUGGUUACAUUGGUUAUAUCGGGUAUGAUCUCAAAGUUGAAUGUGGCGUGGCAUCUAAUCGUCAUAGAUCGAAGGCACCAGAUGCUUGUUUAUUCUUUACGGAUAAUAUUAUUGUCAUCGAUCAUCAGUGUGACGACAUAUAUACUUUGUCACUACACGAUGUGAGCACAACUAGUACUUCUUACUUGGACGAUGUGGAGAAGAGGCUGCUCGACUUGAGAGCUUCUAUGACGAAAAAGUUGCAAUCACGGGCAUCUCGAGGAUCGGCAGUGGUCCAACUAAUGUCAGGUUUUUCUGCUGAGAAAUCAAGAGAGGAGUACAUCAAAGACGUUAAGAAUUGUCAAGAUUUCAUAAAAGAAGGAGAAAGUUAUGAGUUGUGCCUUACAACCCAGAUGAGAAUGAAAUUGGGGGAAAUAGAUUCUCUGGGACUUUAUCUUAAUCUCAGAGAAAGAAAUCCCGCACCAUAUGCUGCCUGGCUUAAUUUUUCAAGGGAAGACCUAAGCAUAUGUUGUUCUUCUCCUGAAAGGUUCCUACGAUUGGAUAGGAAUGCAAUUCUGGAAGCAAAACCCAUAAAAGGGACUAUAGCUCGUGGUUCCACCCCUAAAGAAGAUGAAUUUCUGAAACUGCAAUUAGAAUACAGUGAAAAGGAUCAGGCGGAAAAUUUGAUGAUUGUUGACUUGUUGAGGAAUGACCUCGGGCGUGUGUGUGAGCCUGGCUCUGUUCAUGUCCCACAUCUCAUGGAAAUCGAAUCCUAUGCAACAGUUCACACCAUGGUCAGUACGAUUCGGGGGAAAAAGCGAUCAGACGUAAGUGCAAUUGAUUGUGUUAGAGCUGCAUUUCCUGGUGGGUCAAUGACAGGUGCACCAAAGUUGAGAUCGAUGGAACUUCUUGAUCAUCUUGAAAAUUGUUCCAGGGGCAUCUACUCGGGCUGCAUUGGAUUUUUCUCUUAUAACCAAGCAUUUGAUCUCAACAUUGUGAUACGGACUGUUGUCAUACACGAAGGAGAAGCUUCAGUAGGAGCAGGGGGAGCCAUUACAGCUCUUUCAGACCCCGAUGAUGAGUAUGAAGAAAUGAUUUUGAAAAGUCGAGCACCCACUAAGGCUGUUCUUGAACAUCAGAGCAGCAUCAUCUUCUCAGACACACAUAAGUGACACGACCACUUGAAAAACCCAAUGAAGAAUAGGGGUAUAGAACUCAUUCAGUUGUUUCUGAAAGGUGGGAGCAAAUGCAGCUUCUUGUAGUUAAAAUGAGGAGAGGAAGCCGUGGAUGAAAGUAGCAGGUAGCCUAUGAUUCAUACAAAUAUUCGUCAGCACAGUCUAUUCAUUCUUUUGAUCGCGGUUACUGGAAAAUAUAGCCAUUAUAGUAUACAAAUCUACACUGACCUGCAGCGACUAAAAUACUGUACAUAGUGUUCUGAAGGACCUGCAGGAAUUUACAGAAAUGUUUGUAAACCUGUAAUAGUACUGAAUCGAUAGUUCACAUGUUUGAUUCUUUGUUGUAAAAUCGUCGAACAAUUUUUUUAUUUGGCUGACUUUUCCCACUUCCACAACUUUAUGACUGCUCAAUAUGCUUGUGAUAUUAAUGUUUGUAUAAGAGGAAUGAGAAAUCUUUCCACGUA